UUGACGUGUUUAUUUUUGUAAUUAUGUUUAAAAAAAAUCUGUAAAUUUUCAUUUCUAUUCGAAUCAAGUGCCUUCUAAUUAUAAAUUUAUUAAAUUGUGACAUGAUUGAAGAAUAAGCUAUCAUUAAAAUAAUAACCUUAAAGUUCUAUGGAAGUAAACAUUAAAAAUAUAGUGACCUCGUCUAUUCGAAGGUCUGGUGAUCUCGUUUAGGUAUGUCGGUUUGGUCAGCUAGUACUGUCGGUAAUAAUUACAACUGCGGCCAUCCUCCCAGUCGUUUCAGUCAUUCUAACAAUUAUUGGUGUCCAAGUUUGACCAAGGUACGAAACUAAAACUUCCAAGCACUUUGUUAUUCCUUCUAUUAACCACAUCACUAAAAAACUUAAUAAUUUUAUUUAUGAAUGUAGCUAUAGUUUGUAUUUUAAAAUGUCAAGCAUCUGAAGCACUUUAAGAUUGAUUUUGUGAUAUUUGGCCCAUAAACCAAAAUUAUAAGUACAGAAUGACAAAUGAUACACCUAUUCAAUCGGGGGAUGCCCUCCACACACCAGCCUAUCUAUCAUGGAGGAAACUACAACUCAGCAGAGCUAAACUCAAGGCUUCCAGUAAAACAUCAGCUCUUCUUUCAGGAUUUGCAAUGGUGGCAAUGGUAGAGGUGCAACUAAACACACCAACUAAUGUUCCAGCAGGAAUGCUGAUUGCUUUCACAGUGUGUACCACACUAUUAGUCGCAGUACACAUGCUGGCUCUGAUGAUAAGUACCUGUAUAUUGCCAAACAUAGAAGCAAUUGGCAACCUCCACAGUAUAUCAUUAGUCCAUGAAUCUCCACAUGAAAGACUACACUGGUAUAUAGAAAUAGCUUGGGCAUUUUCUACAUUACUUGGUCUAAUUUUGUUCCUAGUUGAAAUAGCCAUACUGUGCUGGGUCAAGUUCUAUGACCUAAGUCCGCCAGCUGCUUGGUCAGCAUGUAUUCUAUUAAUACCAGUUAUGAUCAUAUUUCUAGUGUUUGCCAUACAUUUCUACAUGUCAUUGGCCACACACAAGUAUGAAGUAACAGUGACUGGGAUCAAAGAAUUAGAAUUGCUUAAAGAACAGAUAGAACUAGGUGACCAUGACUCUCGCAUGAAUAAUCUGACACUUUUGGAUCAGGCCCGGGUUGUUUGAUAUAUUUAUAUUAUUUAUUGUGUGUUUAUUGAAGAGUUAAGUUGUUAUGUCCAAUUUUUUUGUACUGUAAUUUGGUACUUAAUGGUUUCACUAUAUGUAGUGCCAAUUUCAAUUUGAGGCUUUGGCAAAUUGUUGAACAUUUUGCUCUGUUUGAUACAUCCUUAAUGCUCAAAUAUAUAACUGAAGACAUUAGUUUUAUAAAGACAUGGAGAACAUUGAGUUCUCCAUGUCUAAUUGUAUCAUAGAAUAAUAAAGAGAAUCUAUUAAUCUAAUUUACCUAUAUUAAUUAUGGCAUCAUAUUGAGUUUUAUUUAUAUACUUACUAAUAUUUAUUUCUUCACUAUUUAUGUGUUAUGAUUUCCAAAUGAACAUCUGACACAGCUGUUAGUAUACAUUGCCAAUAUUUUGAUCAUCAAUUUACUUUGCUGCCUACAUUAAUUGUAUGAGUCAUUCAAUGAUACAAGAGACCAUAUCAAUGAUGAGAUGUAAUUAAUAUUUUAUUCGAUAGUGUGUCAUUGGUAAUAAGUAUGUAUUGUGUUGGUAUGUAAACUGAACAAUGACAGACCAUAGACAAAUAUAGUAUAGCAUAGUCAAAACAAGACCUUUGAUGAAUUAUAAUCAAGAUUCAUUAUCAAUAUAUGUAUAAAGUGCUAAAAAAUACUGUUGAACCUAUCACAAAUUCGAAAACUUGCUUAUUUACAUCAUUUUUAACACAAGGAUUGUUAAAAUAAAUAUGGAAGACAAAAUAGUUAGAAAUGAAACAGAUAUUAGAUGGUCUUAUAUUUGAGCCCUUUUUUGAGAUAGGGUGUGCUGAAAAUUCUGUAUUUAUCCAAGGUCAUCUACAUAUUUAUUAAUAAAUUUGGUGUACUUAUUAUUAAUAAACAAUGAUAAUAUUUUAAACAAGCAUUGGUUGAUGAAACUUUUAUCUUAAAUUGCUUCUUUUAAGCUAUUGUGCUACAAAUAAUGUGUUGAUAUUGCAUAUCCUACUUCAUUUAAUAUUUGUUAUCCUGUCCGUUAGUAGUUAGAGUAUCAUGUCAAAUAAGGGAUAGAACAUAACUGAUUCUUAUCUGAUUGAUAGACCUUGUGUAUAAUAGUUGUGGGUUUUGUAAUAAAAAUUAAAAUGAAAUGACAUAAAGCCAUUUGUAGGCAUUGUAUUAUUGUAAGAAAAUUUUCUUUUGAAUUAUGUAUAUAAAUUUUAUAAUCUUUUAUACAUAUUGAACCUUUUUAUUGUGUAUGUGAAGAACCUGUUAUUUGUUAGGGGAAUCAAGCAUUACAGACAACUGAAGUUCCUUUGUUGUCACCGAACUUGUUAUGUAAAAUAUUAUAUGAACAGUAAAUUAACAAUUUGUUGCUAUACUUAAUAAUUAAAUUUACCAAUAAGACCCUUUUGAGCCGGUUAGACUGUAUAGUAUUUUUGGUAUGGAAGAGUAGCUAAAGACAAAGUAAUCACCGCCAUCCACAUUCACAGAGUACCAGAGGAAUCACAGUAGCGUUGCCACUCUUGUACACAAUUUUUUGAUCUUUACUUAUCUUCAAUUAUUGUGUCUGAUCGAAAAUUGCCUAUCUUAUAUUCCUCUUGUGUUGUAGGGUAAUAUGGGCGGAGCUGAUAACUUCCAUGAGUCACUUUCACCAAAAAAACAUAAUUACUCAUCACAGCAACGUGUUGGAGUAGUAAUGGCACAAUACAGUAAUAUAACAGUGCUUUAACUUCAUACUAGAUCGACCGAACGCACGCACACAUACACAUUCACACGGCCGCUAAGUAAUCUUGGGGAGUUAAAAUUAUUGAGUGCCACACCGUACGCCGCCGAGACUGGUCGCUGUCCGAGUUAAAUUAUUACAUGGAGACCACUGUUCCAUUACUUGUAUUGUGCCCAUGCUUUGCAACAUGAAAAAUCACACCCGGAACGCCUAUCCAAGAUAUCGCGUAUUGACCAGUUCGAAAUUUAUUAACCGACGGCGUAUCUGUACUUACACAAAUAAGCCAGUUAAAUCACUCUACUUAUCAAACAGCUGAGAAACUGUGGCACUGUGAUAAAAAUAAUGACAUAGAAUUAAUAAAAUAUAUUAUGUAAUAUAAAAUUUGUAUUGUAGGUUCUAUAUAAAAUACCUAUGUGAUCUGGAUAAAACGAAUAAAUAUUACAUUUGAUCGAUACAGAA
This is a messenger RNA of Leptidea sinapis, 3318 nucleotides long. It is a transcript of the gene Orai, whose product is annotated as calcium release-activated calcium channel protein 1. Lineage: Eukaryota; Metazoa; Arthropoda; Insecta; Lepidoptera; Pieridae. Gene Ontology annotation, biological process: store-operated calcium entry. The record is from RefSeq and is a predicted model, not a curated record. Gene Ontology annotation, molecular function: store-operated calcium channel activity. The transcript is spliced from 3 exons. Gene Ontology annotation, cellular component: membrane. The coding region runs from base 497 to 1159 and encodes 220 amino acids.